CUUCGUUUCUUUGGCGACUUGUUUUCCUCACUCAUGCAUCGCUGCCAUGUGCCUUCAAAAGUGUUACCUACCACCUUCCCCUUCCACCUCCUCCGUGUGUUUACUGGCUCGUUGGGAAUUCAGAGGCUCUGACGUUCGGUCCGGGUCAUCGCUGUGCUGCUUUUUUAGGUACAUUUCAUGUAUAAAUGCGCAUGGACCCUGCCUCCGGUCGAUCGCGAUGCGUCGCCGCUGCGUAGUGAAUUUCCCUGUAGGGGAUCCCCUUGUUAUAACAACUCCCUCUGGCGUCGUCAUGCUCUCAGCACCCAGCGUAUGAGUAGAUUUGGUUCGGUCGUGACCAGAUUUGAGCUUUGCAGCGUUUGGUUGCCUUAUUGCUUUGGACGGACCAACGAGGUCAGCUUUCGAUGGACGUUCGCUUCCCUCGUGCGUAUCUCAUCUUCGCGAUGGGCUGAGGCUGCUUCCUUCCUACCCCGUUCGGUUCUAGACUGCCGAUGGCUGAUGUCGUUCGGAGCAUCACUGGCCGAAUUCAGUCUUCAGUCCUGGUCCAAUCGUACGCCCAAUAACGCUGAAGCCUUCCGAUCUCAGCUCCAUCGUGCACUGAACCGGUCCCAUCUAAUUCCAUCUCAGUUUUUCUGGCCCCUUGAAUUCAUUAGUGGAUGAGUUUAACGAGUCUAUUCUUUCCUUUUACUCAGUAGUUCACUUCCGCUACCAUUCCGUCACGGAUGAUGAGGGAACAUGGAAGGGCUGUCACUGCACCGCUUCCCUUGGUUAUUCAGCGCUCAUGACGUCGACUGAAGCUCCAAAUCAUGCAUUGAAAUCGAAACCGGGGGCCGUGCGUUCUCUGCUCCAAAACCUUUCCGAAGGGUUGGUCAAAAACCAAUGCAUGCCCAUCGUCAGCUGUCGUUCACGUCAGGGUUCUGAACCGAGGCAACUGGCCCGAUGUACCCUCAUCUCGUUCCCCACAUCAACUUUGACUUCCCGCACCCGUUGUUCUACACGUUGCAAACAACCCCGUUUGAGAUCGGCAUGCUCCGCUACGUUCCACCUUUGUCAAGGGCUGACUCGGCCACGUUCUUU
Cantharellus anzutake is the source of this 1074-nucleotide messenger RNA. RefSeq lists its product as uncharacterized. Lineage: Eukaryota; Fungi; Basidiomycota; Agaricomycetes; Cantharellales; Hydnaceae. The coding region runs from base 178 to 657 and encodes 159 amino acids. The record is from RefSeq and is a predicted model, not a curated record. The transcript is spliced from 3 exons.